Messenger RNA from Callithrix jacchus (white-tufted-ear marmoset), 8344 nucleotides. Lineage: Eukaryota; Metazoa; Chordata; Mammalia; Primates; Cebidae. The record is from RefSeq and is a predicted model, not a curated record.
AGAUGCAUUUGUUGUGAAAAAAUUAUAUAUUUUUUCAUGUUCAUGUAGCUAUUAGAAAAGUAGAUUUAUUCCUUUUUCUAACAAUCCAAAGGUAUAAAUUGAUCUAAUAUUGGAGUUGGUUCUUAAUUAAGACAGAAUGGCAUAAUAAAUGUAAAAACCUUUUGAAGUAUGAAGGCUUUAAAUAGGCUGUAUAUUAAAAUUUAAAUUAUGAUAAUGAAUAUUUUACAUCAAAUUUAGCCUCAUGGGUAGAAUAUUUCUCAAAGACAGGCAUUUAUCUUAAACAUUUUAAAGUCUGCUUUGUUUUUAUCCUUAUGAAUUUAACUGUUAAAAAGCAGGUGAAAUUACCCCUCCCUGGAAAUUUGAGACUGACUUUCCUCAUGUUAAGUAAUAUUGAAGUAAUGUGUCAUCUUGGGCAUAAUAUCUAUCUUGGUGGCCCUAAUAUUGAAAAUGUCCACUGAGAAUCCAAAAAGAAUAUAUCUAACAUAAGCCUGGCUAGAUAUUACCAUACGUAUUUCCAAUGAAGUGUUUUAGCAGGAUUUAUGAUAUAUAAAAUCAGACAGAAUAGAGGAAUAUUUAGGUUUUAUUUUUCUAGAUAGUGUCACCUAAUUGAUAACAAGCCAUAAUAAUUUUUCAGGGUCACCUUUGCUGGAGCAUUUUAAAGGUCCAAGUGGAGUCUUCAGUUCUCUCAUUUAUUAUUUUUAUUGCUCAGGUUGUCAGAGGACUUGGAUGAGAGUGCAUUUUGUGGUUAGAGGCAAAACAAACAAAAGGAAGCCUUUUUAAAUGAAAAGAUUUGCUUUGCUAAAAAAGAGAGGCAGAAUGGGCACAAUCACAGUAGAAAGCAGACCUGGGGAUAAUUAGAUGAGGCCUGUGCUUUAUGGAAAUAGAGUUCAAAUAGAAUGUUAAAUCUGUCAAAUUGACUCAAUAAAGGAAAUUCAUGUUGCACUGGCAUUGGGGUGAAGAGGUAACAGAACUCAUCCAAAAUUCCAGACAUUCAUAGAAUCUUUUGAAAUUCCUGCUUAUUUGCAAGGGCUAGUAUCAGAAACAAUGAGUUAGACACGCACUCUAUAGUUGGCACUCUAUAUGGGACACUAUGCUAAUUAUUUUACAUCCAUUAUUUACAAACAUUGCAUUAACACUCACAAAAUCUUAAUAAGAGAGCUUACAGUAUCUUCAUUUGAGAAAUGAGCAAACACCGGGAGAUUCAGUUACUUGCCAACAUCAUACAUUCUAAAGCUUACUCCAGUGCUCUGCAGGAUGAUGCAAUGUUGCCUAAGAAAUAAGUCUGAAUUCUCCUAAAAAAUAACUCACAAAAUGUUAUUGCUGGUCCUCAACAGAUCAGAUGAGGCUCAGACCUUGGUUGUGCUGAGGUUCUGAUACCAGUGGUUAUUACUUCUUCUAUUCAGAUCUGUAAGGGCUAUUUAGGGGUCCUUUGUGAUUAGAAGCAUUUUCAUAAUAGUGUUCUUCUUCUCUGCUGGUUGUUCCUUAUCUAGAUGUAGAAGUGAGUGCUGAGUCUACUUACAUACUCCUCUUAAUGACCAAAAUUGCUAUAGGAAUAUAGGCCACAUAUCAAAUGAUCAAACCAGACAUAUGCUACAAACUUAAUGCAAGUUAAGGGUGCAGGUUAGCAUGAAGGUUAAGAGGGAAGAUUCAAAAGCCAGACUGUGUGGGUUCAAAUCCCCUUUAAAACACUGAUGAAAUGUGUAACCUUUUGCCAAGUUCUUAAAUGUCAGUUUCCUAAUCUAUAAAAUGGGGACAAUGAUUGUACUUACCUCAUAAGGUUGUUUGAAGUUCACGUGAGUUAUUAAUUUCAAAACAAAAAUUGGUUUUAAAAAAAACCUGGUAAGUAGUAAGUACUGAAUAAAAGUUAACUCCACUAUUAUUAGUCAAAAUAAUUUAGUUUCACAGUCCUGAAAUUGCAAUAGCCUCUUACCUCCCCAUCUUAGUUUGUAUUUCUUUCUGGGAACAAAUUUAUUUUCUCUUGGCUGUUAGACUUUGGUUCACAUACACGGAGACAAAUCUUUCCAAAAACAAGAUUGUUCCUCCUGACCCUGGAAGACAUGUAAUUGCAGCACCGCUUCUAUCCCCAAACCCACUCCAAGCAGAACACUACAGAGACAUUACUAGGAAAGACACAGUUCAAAUGAGUGGCACAAAAUAUAUGUUCUGUACAAUUUUAGAAAAUGGAGUGGUGUGUGGUAAUCAAGGCUGAUUUCACUGAAGAGCAAAAUGUGGGCUAGGUGCUAAGGAAUUCAUUUGAAAUUUAAUAAAUAAGCAUUAGAGAAACCAUGCUAGCUUGUGGACAGUGUGCUGUGUAUAGUUAGUCAGCUUGGGGGCUGCCCCAGAGUCCCAGCGGAGGGGAUAAGUAGAGGCUGAAAUACAGUCUGUGCUGGGGUCUCCAGGUUGUCUGCAUUACCACAGCAAGAUUUCCUGAAAGAAGAGCUGUGCUUGUUUGUUUGUUUGUUGUUAUUGUUGUCACCAAGCAUGUUGGGCUUGCCCAAGCCUUUAACAAUCCAGGGAAGUUUUCUUUUUUGAAUUCCCGCAGUGGCAUCCAAUAAUUACAAAAUCAUAAAAAUUAUCAUUCAAACACUCACAGUUAUCAGGAAAAAAAAACAAAACGCUAUUAUAGUUACUCCUGUAUAACAGGAACAACCCAAGAUUUUAGAGACAAUCUGAAACAUUUGUCACCUCCCGUAAUAUGCAGUGCUUGCCGGUGGAGCUGAGACUACUGCCUGCCUUUUACUUGGAGAAACUAGAAUCAGUCUGAGUUAGUGAUUAUGGUGAGGUGCUGAGUUUAUUCCCGUUGAGGCAUUUAUUCCUGGACUGACAUUAUUCUAAUGAUGUAAGGUCCUUUCCACAAUUGGGCCUUUUUUUCCUGUUAUCACCUAUAAACCAUAUACGUUCCUCUCCAGUCUCCAUUAUUUUAAUCCAACUGGUGUGCAGCCAAGAUGUUUAUCUUUUUUUAAAUUGCCUUCAUCAUAUAUUUCCCUGCCCCUCAAUUCUUCAGUGACUCCUCAAAGUAGACUAUAGAAGAAAUAGAAUUUGCCUGGAUGAAGAAAGAUGUAUAAUAGGGCUCAAUGUCCUUCUGUGAGGUCUGAUAUUUUACAUUUUGGAGGCUGUUUCAGAUUUUAAUUGUUUUGUUUCUAUACAUAUAGGUUUUUUGUAAAUCUCAUUCUCCUGAUUUACGUAUUUCUAAGUAUUAUGUUCUCAAUUUCUUCCCUGUGCAACAGGAAAUCUAGGAUUGGAUCUGUUUGUUUUUUCAUGGCAUUGUCAUUUCAGUUUCACACUUGAACUUUACUGUUGUGUGUGUUGAAUAUACCGGAAAGCCAUUAACUUGAUAAACUAAACAUAAUGACUGAAUGGAAUUAGGGUAUUUCAAUGCACAGCCAAACCAAAACAAAUAAAAAUGAGAAGAUCCAUUGCAUUCGUUCACAAUUUGUGACUAUGCUCUUUUCAUACUUUUUACAUUUACUUUAGAAAGGCCUGGGCGCGGUAGCUUACGCCUGUAAUCCCAGCACUUUGAAAGACCGAGGCAGGUGGAUCACGAGGUCAAAAGAUCAAGACCAUCCUGGUCAACAUGGUGAAACCCUGUCUCUACUAAAAAUACAAAAAAAUUAGCUGGGCAUGGUGGCAUGUGCCUGUAAUCCCAGCUACUCAGGAGGCUGAGGCAGGAGAAUUGCCUAAACCCAGGAGGCGGAGGUUGCGGUGAGCCGAGAUCGCACCAUUGCACUCCAGCCUGGGUAACAAGAGCGAAACUCCGUCUCAAAAAAAAAAAAAAAAAAAAAAAAAAAAAAGGAAAUAGCAUGAACAAGAGUAGUUUUAAAAGAUAAUGUACUUCAACUCUUAAUGAGCUAUGGUAACUUUUAUACUCCCUUCUAAGUCUAUGGAGCUCAAGAGACCAAUUUGUCAAGGUUAUCAAAUCAUCCUGCAUUGGACGGGUAUUGGACCAGAUUCUAGCUAAAGUCAUUUUUAUUUCUAAGGAUCUGUGAUUCUGUAUAAUCUAUAAAAACAAUAGUAGCCAUUAUAUUACCGACAAUUACAUAUUAUUCUUAAAAGUAAACUCGAGAGUGGGACUUCCGGGUUCCGAGCGGUAACCUUGAUUGCGCUAGCAAUGAAAAAGAAAUAUGGGUGAUGUGGAGAAAGGCAAGAUAAUUUUUAUUCAGAAGUGUUCCCAAUGUCACACCGUGGAAAAGGGAGGCAAGCACAAGACUGGGCCUCAUCUCCAUGGUAUCUUUGGGCGGAAGACAGGACAGGCCUCUGGAUUCACUUAUACUGAAGCCAAUAAGAACAAAGGCAUCAUCUGGGGAGAGGAUACACUGAUGGAUUAUUUGGAGAAUCCCAAAAAAUAUAUCCCUGGAACAAAAAUGAUCUUUGUCAGCCUUAAGAAGAAGGGAGAGAGGGAAGACUUAAUAGCUUAUCUCAAAAAAGCUACUAAUGAGUAAUAAUUGUCCACUGCCUUAUCACGAAACAGACGUCUCAUGACUUUUUUAUGUGUACGUACUUUAAUAGAUCUCAUACACCAGAAUUUAUAUUAUGCAAGACUGACAGAAUAUUUUGUUGUGCAGUCCUGAUUUAAAACUAAGACUGGCUUGUGGUUAAAUGAAUAUGUUCAGUUUUUGGAUUUUAAUGGUAAUUCUAAUUUAGUAAAUUUUAGUAAUUGUAUCACUGUUUACCCCUUCUAAAGAUAUGAUUAGACUUCAUUAGUAAUGUUAAACUUUUCGCAAAGAUGGUGAGUGCCAUCUUAAAACUUAUUGGAGAUUGGUUUUAUAAUUAGAUUUAUAUAACUGGUUAUGUGAAUACAUAAUGGGGGAAAUUCCUUCAGUGUCUCAGAACCAUGCAAGAUUCACCUGUGUUUUGUGUUCAUUUGCCUCUUAAAGGCAAGGGUUGAAGAUAAAUGGGUAGCAAUGGCUAUUUUAUAUUUUUGGCCUUAACUAUGCCAAUCUAAUUAGAAAUCCCUGUAUUUAAAAUGGUUCCUUUUACUUAUUGAAAGGCAUUUUGUGUAGUUUAUGUGUAAUAUCAAAAAUUAUUUAACACUUCACAGAUUUUAUAGAUGAUAUAUAAGGUCAUAUACUUUUAAAAUAGUAGCCAAUUAAACUUCACUCUUGAAUUCUUUACAAUCUAAGUCAAACUAAAUUAUAAUUUAGGAUUGUCUUUGUAGUAUCCAAUUAAACUUCACUCUUGAAUUCUUUAAAAUCUAAGUCAAACUAAAUUAUAAUUUAGGAUUGUCUUUAAACAACCAUUCAGAAACAAAACUGUACAUCUGCUAUGUAUUUGUGAUUGGGAAUGGUGCUUUUCCUAACUUAAAAGGAUUAAAGUAGAGUAAAUUAAAUAUACACAAAUUUAAAAAUGAUGUGUGAUCAUAAGACUUAAGAUAAUUAAAAAGAAAACCACAGAUCAUGAUAAAAAACAAGUAAACUCAUAAAUUAUCUCUAUUUUACAGACAUGAUAAAACUUAGAAAGAUACAGUAACAUGUUUAUAAGUCCAUUAAUAAUAUUUGAAUUUGGAAUGUUCUAGCCUCCAUAAAAAUCAAAUAGACUUGACUGUCUUUUACCAUAAAUCCUAAUUGCGUUAUAUUUUACAUAUUUAAGAAAUUAAGAUUUCACAAGAUUUAAAUUAGAAACUCUUCCUUCUAUGGCUAUUAAAAGGAAACUUUUCAUUUUUGAUGAGGAAUGCUUCAUCUAGUGCUACAUAUACAAUAGUUUUACCUAAAUUAUUGUGAUAAUAUAAAAUGGUUUUUUGUUUUUUUUUGAGACGGAGUUUCUCUCCUGUUACCCAGGCUGGAGUGCAAUGGCACAAUCUCGGCUCACCGCAACCUCCGCCUCCUGGGUUCAGGCAAUUCUCCUGCCUCAGCCUCCUGAAUAGCUUGGAUUACAGGCACGCGCCAACAUGCCCAGCUAAUUUUUUGGAUUUUUAGUAGAGACGGGGUUUCACCAUGUUGACCAGGAUGAUCUUGAUCUUUUGACCUCGUGAUCCACCCGCCUCAGCCUCCCAAAGUGCUGGGAUUACAGGCUUGAGCUACCGCGCCUGGCCUUGUUUAUUUUAAAGACUAGCCAAAUAAAGCAUUUGUGGUCAUGCAUGUCAUUAAUGGCACAGCUGGGAUCCUACUCACAUCCUCAUAUUUUCCAGGCCUUAAAAAAAUGUACAAACAAAAAUAAAAACAAACCAAAAAAUAAAAUGCAUUGCAUUGACCUCCUCCUUUGGCAUAACUUUUAUUAAGUUCCAAGUUGCUAUAAUAUAUGCCUUCUUUUUCUUCAUGUCACUUGUUUCUUAAUAAAAUAUCAAACUAAUAGUGCACUCAUUUAUGUCUAAGAGCUUACGUGAGAUCUCUUUCUAAUCUGAAUACUCAAAGUCUUCCUAACAAUAGUUUAGCAGGCCUAUGCCUUUGUUUUAUUCUCAAAUUUCCUACCUAAACUAGGAUUGUUGAAUAUCUCUAAAAAUAGUUAGCAGAGAUUCAUUAUGGCAAGUUUCAAGAAGGAAGUUGACUCCAUAUCUAAAUAUUAAUGUCAAAGUGCUUCUGUUUUCUUACUGCAUUAAAUAAAAGUGAGCACCACUGUGACUUCUUAUUUUUGCCUGCAAAAAGCAGGAUUUGGAGGGAAUAGAAGGCAACUUCAAUAAAUCUAAAUUAUGGAGAAAAAGCUAGAAGCAUGAGAUACACCUGCUCAAGAUUCCAGAGGUUCAUUAUGAUUGAUAAGCCAUGUUAGAACAAAGGAUACUAGAAGACACAAGAGACUGAGGAGAUACAAUCCCAGUGAAUUCGGUAAUUCAUUCUGAAAUAUUUAUUUAAGACCUGCUAUGUGCCUGGACUUAUUAUGCUGGGGAUAUAGCACGGAGUACAGAAGUGGUCACUACCCUCUUGGAACACAGUCUGUUGAAGAAAACACAUGAUUUCAAAUAAUUUUUCUUGCUGAAGUUCAGGGAAUAGUCUAAAGGGGCCAGAAUAAAUGUCUGGAGCUACGUUAGGUGACAGAACAAUCAAGGUGUUGCUUAUUAUAACAUGGGAAGUGGAACACUUGGUAUUGGAAUUCAAGAUCAAAUUCUUCCUAAGGGUAUAGGCUACAGGAAGAUCAAAAGAGAGCAGAAGACAAAGGCAUAGACAAAGCUCCUUCUCAUAAACAUUUUUUCAUAUAAAAAGCAGGCCAAAAACUAUAUUUUUUUAUUGUACUUUAUGUUCUGGGGUAUGUGUGCAGAUCAUGUAGGGUUGUUGCAUAGAGUACAAACAUGGCAAGGUGGUUUACUGCCUCCAUUCCACAUUUGGCAUUUCUCCACACAUUAUCCCUCCUCACCGUCCCCACCCCCCACUCUCCCUCCCCUGGUAUCCCCCAACUGACCCCAGUGUGUGAUCCUCCCCUCUCUGUGUCCACGUGCUGUCAUUGUUCUACAACCACCUACGAGUGAGAACAUGUGCUGCGUGAUUUUCUGUUCUUGUAUCAGUAUGCUGAGAAUGAUGGUUUCCAGAUUCAUCCAAGUCCCUAUAAAGGACACAAACUCCUUUUGAAGUCUGUCUUCGUAGUUGGAAAUGAGGAAGCCAUGUCUAAUUUCUUAGGAAAUAUAGGGAUCUUGAGAUCAUUACAUCCAUAUAGAACUCACGUCUUUUUGUUGUAGCACCAGCUGACGCAGUCAUCCCUGUGCCUAGGCACUUUCAGCAGAGGUGGUCAGCCCUGCUGCAGGGCAGCUUUACUGAGGUAUAUUUCUAAGUUGGGCUUGGAAUUGGUAUUCUUCUUCAGUGGUGAGCACCACAGUAAAGCAAAACAGUGUAAGAUAUUCAUUCAGUUUUAAGUAGAAGAUAAAAAUUCCAAAUUAACACUGAAAGUUGCUAUUUUUUUCUUUCAUGACUAUUUAGCAAGCCCCACAAAACUAAUCAUAAUAUCUCAAAAUCACUUUUUCUUUUUCUCUUUUUUAAUUCCCUAAGCAGUUCCUAAGGAUAGUAAUUAGUAUGAAUAAAUAUAUGCUUGUCUUCUGGUACUUCGAAUUUUAGAGUUUUUGAAGUGGACACAGUGAAUCUUUUGGGAUCUCACAGUAGUUUCCAAAUUGAAGAAAAUAUAAGCAUAUUUAAAUAAGACAUUAUCACCUGACAUAAUCAAUAACAUAAGUAGGGAUUUGGUUUGUGCACAGUUGCUUUUAUUGUUUGUGUGUUUUACAAUGAGACUUUUUAUAUAAGUUGGAAAGCUAACACUGACAGCAAAUUUUUAAUAGUGCUGCAGUCAUCUGUGUAGCUAGUGAAAAUAUAAGGAGUUACAAAGUGAAGAAAACGGUAGUAGCAAAUGUUUUGUUUUGUUCAAGAAAUUUCAUUUAAUGAUAUGAAAGGCCAAGUAGUUCCUCUUGGAAACAUUAUUCUAUGUACAUGAA